GGAAAGCAAGAAACGUGGGUAGCCAGCUCAACUUGACACGUCUGCUUCGUGAAAAGUCGUUAAAUGAAAUUCGUUGAGAGUAUCAUUACUCACAUUAUUUUUAGCGGCCUUCCUUGUUGCACAACUUCUAUCUUUUCAUCUUCACCCAUCAUCCACCUUCAAUCCUCCCUCGUCUCUUUCUUCCUCAUUUUCAAUAAACUGAAACGCACUUUCUCAACUUCAAUUGAUAACAACAAGAGAUUAGAAAGGGAACAGAACCAUUAGAAUUCUUAGGAAAGAAAGAAAUAUUUCUCAAUAGCUUAGACAUUGAAAAGGGCUACGAAGCUAGUUGUUGGAAAUCUGUGCUUAAAAACUGAACUAGAAUGGUUGAAUCCCUUUUUGGAGUGGUUUUAAUGCUACAACUGGAAAAUGUCUUUUACUGAGUUAUGGAAGCUCAUCAAAUGCAUAAGUAUUCCCUGAACUCCCGUUGUUUGAAGUUUAUCUUGAAAGGUCUGUUCCAAUCUUGUUUUGGGUUCUCAAAAAGUGGUUGUACUGAAACAUGCUGAUGCUUAAGAAACUUUUGUAAUGAACCUAGAUUAUAUUUCUAAAGUAUUCAUAGUCUUGAACUAUAUGUACCUUUUUGAAAUGGUGAUUUCUCUGGAAAUUCCACUUCCCAUCUUGUUUUGGAAAAGUGAUCAAUUUCAAAAGGACCCCUUGAUUACGUGCUCACUGCUCAAGCCUCGCGCUUGAGCAACUCAAUUGAAUAUUCGUACUGAAAUCGUGAAAGCCCUCAAUGUUUUGGGCCUGAAGCAGGCCAUUGUGCUUUGUUUUCACGAUUUCUGGUCAAAUGCUAUAGAAAAGUUUAAAAAAGUGUUUCAUCCUUCAAAAUGUUUGACUGGCUUAUGGAAAUUGGCUUCCAGCAUUGGUGUUUUGAACUCGCUAAGUGUUUUGAGCUUCUCUACUUACAGUUUAAAUUACUCGGACUAAAAAGCUCUUCUUCUUGAAAUGAUAGUUUCAUAGACUUCUUAUUGUUGACCUGCAACGAUACUUUGAAAAUGAUUUAUAAAAUCUUUAACACUCACUGGCUAUGGACAAUAUAGCUCACUUGUUUAUUAUUUUGAAAACUAUUUUACAGGUUUAGCGAGGAGUUAGUGAUUAGGAGAUCAUAUCAUCUAAUGGUUAGUUGGAGCUCGAGCUCGACCUGAGUGGUAGUUUAGUUAGAAAUGUGUAAUAGUUAAAUCAUUGAUGUACAGUUUAAGGUUACAGUUGUAUUUAUAGCCACAUCGAUAACGAUUAUGACUUAAUAAUCGCUAUCUACUUAUCAAAUAAUUAAGUCAUUAUUGUGAUUUUUGAGUUGUGGAGUUCAGUUAGGAAUUAUAAUGUAUUUAUAGUGCUUGUGUCCUGGCUAGAGCUAGGCUAACAACUGGUCAGACCUUCCUUUCUUGUAUUUAAAAGAGGGGGUUUGGCCGGGUCGUGACAAAGCAACCUGAUGCUUGUACACUUGAAGCCUUAUCUGAGUCAGAAUCUACUUGGCAGAUUUUUAUAUCAUUCAAAGAAUUGUCAAGUUCCAUGUACGUUGGCUUGGAAACCUCCAGGAUUGCUUUCUUUCGGUGAAACCCUUUAUUUUUCUGGAGUUAGAGAGCUGCACUCCCAAAUGAUUUUCAGGCAUCAAGGCUUUAGCAUUAGCCAGGCGUCAACUCAAACAGUGGAAAUGGAGGAGAACAAUAUGAUGACUGAGGAAGAGACUGUUCAAUUAACGACUACACCUACGUCAUAUGAGUCUGCAAUGGAUGCACUUUCUUCUCUAAUCACUCGCCAAAAGCGUGGUGAUCCAUCAAAGAUAGCUGGUACAUAUUCGAAAUUGGACAGAAUGUCAAUGUAUACCCAGAUUUUAGGCUUGGAAAAACAUCUUGCUGGUCUCAAAAUCAUCCAUGUUGCUGGAACUAAAGGAAAGGGUUCAACAUGCGCCUUUUGUGAGGCCAUAAUGCGGGAGUGUGGUUUCAGAACUGGGCUGUUUACUUCUCCUCAUUUGAUAGAUGUUAGAGAGAGAUUUCGUAUCAAUGGGUUUGACAUAACAGAGGAUAAGUUCUUGCUAUACUUUUGGGAUUGUUGGAACCAGCUAAAGAAGAAUGUUACAGAUGACUUGCCCAUGCCUCCACUCUUCCAGUUCCUUACAGUUCUGGCAUUCAAAAUUUUUGUAGAAGAAAAGGUAGAUGUUGCUAUAAUUGAAGUUGGUCUUGGAGGGACAAAUGACUCAACAAAUGUGAUCAAGGAUCCUGUUGUUUGUGGCAUUGCUUCUCUUGGUAUGGAUCACAUGGAAUCAUUAGGACAUACGCUUGGAGAAAUAGCUACUCAUAAAGCUGGAAUUCUCAAGCCUCAAGUCCCUGCAUUCUCUGUAUCACAACUCUCCGAGGCAAUGGAUGUUCUCCGCGAAAGGGCCAACAAACUGAUGGUUCCUCUUGAAGUUGUUGAACCACUUGACCAUGAAAAGAUCAAUGGGAUAAAGCUGAGUUUGGCAGGUGAUCACCAGUACACCAAUGCUGCACUUGCAGUCUCUCUUUGUAAAAGUUGGCUUCAAACUACAGGAAACUUGGAAAAGCUUUUCCAACAAGACAACCAAAUAGAUGGUUUACCAGAACCAUUCCUAAAGGGUCUUUCAACUGCACGCCUCUCUGGAAGAGCGCAGGUGGUUUAUGACUGUUCCAGCUCCUCUAAUCUGUCCAUGACCAAUGGAGAGACUUCUGGAGAUUUGAUCUUCUAUUUAGAUGGAGCUCAUAGUCCUGAGAGCAUGGAAGCCUGCGGUAGAUGGUUUUCCAGUGUUAUAAAAGAUGUCAAAGAUCAAUCAUUUCCACAUUCUUGCUCGGAGCCUGGAACUGGGAAACCAAUAUUGGAAAAUGGUUUCAGGAAUAAUGGAAACCAACCGGCAGACAAGAUAUCAAAGCAGAUUCUUUUGUUCAACUGCAUGGAUGUGAGGGACCCACAAGUCCUCCUUCAGAAGCUUGAGUCUACCUGUGCACCCUCUGGCACCCACUUCUCAAAAGCCAUUUUUGUUCCAAGCAUCUCAACGUAUAGCAAGGUUACAUCGGGUGCUUCAGUCAUUCCCUUCGAUUCUCCUGCAAAGGACUUGACGUGGCAGUUCAAACUCCAAAGAACAUGGGAAAGGAUAAUACAUGGCAAAGAUUUUCCUGAGAAGACUCUCAAGAAUGAAAUCCCCGAAGGUUUUCCUCAUAGCAAGUUUCUUAAUGAGGAUGUCUCUCACUGCAACCCUGCAGAAGGAUAUUUUGCAUGCAGUUCAGUAGUUUCAUCGCUGCCACAGACUAUCAAUUGGUUAAGACAUUGUGUUAAAGAAAACCCAAGUCUUAAACUUCAGGUUCUUGUUACCGGAUCAUUGCAUUUGGUUGGGGAUGUUCUAAAACUCAUUCGGAGGUGAUGGCGUAUUUUCAUUGGAGCCUUUGAAAUUGGAAAUCCAAGUUCUUUGACUCUACGAUGAUUCCAACAAUUUGCAUAAUGACAUUAUCGUUUUUUUUGGGACAGAAUCAUGGAGACCUAAGCAUUUCGAUAUAAUGUUUGUAGGUUAAAUUGGACAGUUGUGACUGUAUUUUGAAGAUUCUUUUCAUAAAUUUCUAUUCAUGACUACGAGGGUUCUGAAGGGCCUUCUGUUUGGGGGGAAGGUGGGGGUUGACAAAUUGAGGGAGAUGGUAUCCUGUUGUAAGAGUGUGUUUAGGGUACUUAAAUCAUAUAACUACAUUUUUUUUUUAUGUAUACUAUAUGUUGGUGUAAAGGAUUUUACACCACAUUAGUUACCGAUUCUUCAAUAGAUUAAACACGUCAUGAAGUCUUAAGCCACAUUUGUCACUAUACAUAAUUGCUUUUUGUUUCAUUUUGUUUACGGCAGUUAGCACUUAACAGUUUUGGCG
Messenger RNA from Oldenlandia corymbosa var. corymbosa, 3896 nucleotides. The record is from the annotation of a GenBank genome assembly. Lineage: Eukaryota; Viridiplantae; Streptophyta; Magnoliopsida; Gentianales; Rubiaceae.